Molecule: messenger RNA, 1763 nt
Organism: Aspergillus heteromorphus CBS 117.55
Lineage: Eukaryota; Fungi; Ascomycota; Eurotiomycetes; Eurotiales; Aspergillaceae
Product: putative feruloyl esterase
Exons: 3
Coding region: 1-1626 (541 amino acids)
Source: RefSeq, a predicted model, not a curated record
AUGCAGCUUUUUGCGAGACAGAACGGCCGGUCUGUGCUGGCUCUGGCAGCUGUAGCAGCCCUUGCAAUCAGCAGUCAAUCAUGUGCAGACAGCUUCAAGCACUACUGCAAAAGCGCAUUCGCCCACAAAAUCCACAGAGAGAUGCCGCACGUGAAGCUGCACGAUGUGAUGUAUAUUCCGGGAAAAUCAACCCUUGAACUUCUCUGGUAUCAUGAGACUUGCGGCGAGGCGUACGAAACAGAGCAGUUCAUCGCGACCGAUACCUGCCGUCUCAACAUGACUGUUCCUACUUCGGAAAAAAGCAACAUAACGAUGGAGGCCUGGUUCCCACGAAACUACAAGGGCAGGUUUUUGAGCACGGGAAAUGGUGGACUUGGUGGCUGCAUCCAAUAUGGCGACAUGGCACUGGCCACCAACCUCGGCUUUGCAACAGUCGGAGCAAACAACGGACACGAUGGAAUCCGAGGAACAUCAUUCCUGGGCAAUGAUGAGACUCUUAAGGACUUCGUCCAUCGAUCCGUGCACAUGGGGGUCGUUAUUGGCAAGAAGCUGACCAACAUGUUCUACCCCGAGGGAUACGAUAAAUCAUACUACCUGGGCUGUUCCACAGGGGGUCGUCAAGGCUGGAAAGCCCUGCAUGCACACCCCACCGACUUUGAUGGUAUCGUGGCCGGGGCUCCAGCAUUCAACUUCGUCAACCUCAUCGCGUUCGUCGGCCAUUUUGGCCCGCUCACCGGGAAGCCAGGCGAGGACAAGUACCUGCCUCAGGAAAAGUGGGAGUUGGUGCAAGCGGAGGUCAUGCGACAGUGCGAUGGAAUCGAUGGCGUCGAAGACGGCGUCAUCGAGAACCCCGAUCUAUGCAAUCCCGUCUUCACUGAACUGAUCUGUCCCUCGGGCUCCUCGUCAUCAGAUAACGACUGUCUGACCGGGCCACAAGCCGUAACUGCCCGCAAGGUGUUCGAGCCGCUUUACGGAGAGGAAGGGAAACUCCUUUACCCUCGCCUCAACCCGGGCGCAAUCGACACCACGAGCGCGACCUUAUUUUCCGGUGAUCUCAUGUACCUGUCAACCGAUUGGUUCCAGAACGUCGUCUACAACUCCACCGACUGGGACCCAGACGAUCUGAACACCACAGACAUGGCACUUGCGCUGAAGCAGGAUCCUUUCGGAAUCGAGACCUGGGAUGCCAACCUGGCCCAAUUCCGCGACCAGGGCCGGAAGAUCCUCCACUACCACGGCACUCAGGACGAGCUCAUCAGCUCCGAUAGCUCGAAGCUCUUCUACGAGCGGGUGGCGGAGCAAAUGAACGCGUCUCCGCAGGACCUCGACGAAUUCUACCGUUUCUUCCCGAUCAGCGGUAUGGGUCACUGCCUGGGAGGAAGCGGUCCGCACUAUAUCGGCAAUCAGUUGGACAAUUACUACAAAGACGAUGCGGAAAACAACGUGCUUAUGAAGCUGGUCCGGUGGGUCGAGGAUGGGAUCGCCCCGGAAUAUAUCCGGGGGGCCAAUAUUUCCUCGACGCCUGGCAAGAAGACCUUCACCCGCAAGCACUGCAAGUGGCCCAUGAAGACUGUUUACAAGGGGCCCGACUUCACCGAUGAGAAUUCGUGGGGCUGUGAGGAGUGAAGCUGGAUCCAAUUGUGAACCUCAAGCGGAAGCGGAGUGAUCCUGCUCGGUGGAGCAGCGCAGCACUUGGCUUGCGAGUAUUAGCUAGAAGGACUUUAACCUGGCCAAGCCGGUGGGUUGUUGACUGCUUGUAGGGU